AAGAGGUAGACGGCAUCACUCUGGUUUCUCUUUCUUCCUCCUUUGGACUUUGGUUGGUAGUGUAGUCACCGACUGUAGUGUCGUGGCUCACCCUCACCCUCUCCAAUUCUCUCCUCCGACUCCGUGACUCCAACAAGAUGGGAGAGAGGAUCCCAUCUGGGAACGGAAAUGGGAAUGGGAAUGGAAGUUAUUUUCAGUUCCCUCCUCCCGGUCCUUCUCCUGUCCGGUCUUCCGAUCAUCGUGAAAGAUUUUUGGCUGAAUUAUUGGCGGAGAGGCAGAAAUUGGGACCCUUUUUGCAAGUUCUCCCACAAUGUACCAGGCUCUUGACUCAAGAAAUCAGACGGAUAUCCGGAUAUAAUCAAGGUUUUCCGGAACAUGAAAGAUUUGAGCAAGACAGUCCAUUCAGGCCAUUAGGUCAACAUCCAAAUAGUAGGCCAAUGGAUAUGGAGGGAUGGCCUGCUGUACCUAGAGAGUUCUACAUGCAGGACAAUGGAAAUAUCCAAAGAAUGGGACCAUUUCAAGCACCACCAGUGGGUUGGCAUGGGGCACAAGGAAUUCCGACGACUCCUGUAGUGAAGAGAGUUAUCAGGCUUGACGUCCCUGUUGACAAAUAUCCAAAUCAGUAUAAUUUUGUUGGUCGGAUUCUGGGACCUCGCGGGAACUCAUUAAAAAGAGUGGAAGCGAUGACAAAGUGUAGGGUUUACAUCAGAGGCUGCGGCUCUGUGAAGGAUUCUAUUAAGGAAGAGAAGCUUAAAGAUAAACCCGGGUAUGAGCAUCUUAACGAGCCAUUGCACUUGUUGGUGGAGGCAGAGUUUCCCGAGGAUAUAAUCAAUUCACGCUUGGACCAUGCUGUUGCAGUACUAGAAAAUCUUUUGAAGCCCGUGGAUGAAUCACUUGAUCACUAUAAGAAGCAGCAAUUGCGGGAGCUAGCUAUGCUUAAUGGUACUCUGAGGGAAGAAAGUCCCAGUAUGAGCCCGAGUAUGAGUCCGAGUAUGUCACCUUUCAAUAGUAAUGGAAUGAAACGUGCCAAGACAGGAAGAUGACCUCAGUAUGUUAACAGUGGAUCUUACAUUUUUCUCAAGCUAGGUUAUUAGCAUCUGAUUUAGAAUUUGUGGCCGUCUUUCUGCUGAUUUUAUUCACCAGAAACACCUUUGGGACUGAAUCUCCUCUACCAGCUUGCAGGGAUGGUCAUUGGUCUAUCCGCUUAAUUUCUCUAUUCUAUUUUGGCGUCUAUUCUUUGGUGUGUUAACCGCAAGAGUAUUGACCGUCGUAUUGCCGUUAUAGAACAGUAUUUAUUGCUGUUAUAGUGCAGUAUUAACUAAGUUGCCGUGCUACUUAGUAGCAUACUCCUGGUUUGAUACUUUUUUUAUAAAAAAAAAUUGCAUUGUCAAAUUAUUUAAUUUCUUGCAUGUGUAUAUCUAAAUAUGCAUGGUGUUGACUCCUCUUGAGCUAAAUAAAACAAAUGUAGUAGUGUCUUUGAUUGUAUUGUGACUUCAAUAAUGUUGACAUUAUUCAAUGAUUGUUAUUUCAUUUUAUUA
Vicia villosa (hairy vetch) is the source of this 1538-nucleotide messenger RNA. Its product is annotated as KH domain-containing protein At1g09660/At1g09670-like. Gene Ontology annotation, molecular function: mRNA binding. Gene Ontology annotation, biological process: regulation of mRNA splicing, via spliceosome. NCBI's taxonomy places the organism in Eukaryota, Viridiplantae, Streptophyta, Magnoliopsida, Fabales, Fabaceae. The transcript has 8 exons. The coding region runs from base 138 to 1043 and encodes 301 amino acids. Gene Ontology annotation, cellular component: nucleus. The record is from RefSeq and is a predicted model, not a curated record.